CUAAGAAUUAAGAAAAAGUGCACUUUUUUUUUUCUACAUUCAUAUAGAGGCAACCAAACAGAGAGUUCUGAGCUGAAGUUGCAAUUCUUAAUGUAUGGUACUGGUACAGGGUACAGAGGGUUUGGCGGACCCUAUUCGGUUUCUGUUCAAUUUGGGACUUGGAGAGGACAAAGACAACGACGAGGAGGAAGAGGCUGAGGCUGCAUCCAAAGAUGAAUGGCAAAAGAAGGAAUCAGAAAAUCAGUUGGGUGGGUGGGAAGGGAGAUGGCAAGAGCAGUACGAUCGGGACAACAAUGAGCAAGCUUCCUCUUUUCGGAGGGAGCAUGAUGAAGCGGUGGGUGUUGCCGGCAGGGAUUCUGAGCCAAAAGAGGAGGAGAGGGGAAUGGCUCUGAUGAGCUGGGAAAGGAUGCCUGCUGCUGAGGAAGGGUGGGCAGGAAAGGCAGAAGAAGAAACGGCUAUGGUGGAUGACGUGGAGGCUGUGCCAGUCUCUCAAAGCGGUGUGGAAGUUGAUAAUGUGGCUAGCAGACUUGCUGUGCUGGAUAAUCCUGCGCAACGUAUGGAAAAUCUGACAUCGAUGUUACCAACCAGUGAAGGUCACGAUCCAAUGGUGUCAAUGAGUGUGCCCAGCGAACACCUACUACCUGAGGAGGGUUCUGUGGAGCAAAGGGGUCCUGUUGAAAACCAAGGCCUAUUGAUCGCAUCGCCUUCCAGAGGUCAGAGAGACAGAGCAGAUGAGAGUGAAUCUGGUCCCAGUGAAGGUGGUUUGGCCGGGCAGAGCUACCGGAGUGGCGAGGAGAAUGUCACAGCUUCACCUCCACCAGUUGACACUACAAAAGCUCAGAUUACUGCCAACAUCACGCAAGAAGAAAGGAGUGCAGAAGAGGGGCAACAAGCUGCUGCAGAGCUGGGUCCAGAUCGGGUUCAGCUGAGUGCUGCUGCUACUGGAAAAGAGAAAGUGCUGGGAAUGCAGUUGGACUCAGCCAAACAGGACACCCGGAGUGGUAGUAGUGAGAAAAGCGAUGCCAGACCUGUUGGAAAGGUGCCAGCAGAAGAUGAGGUGGAGAAGUGGCGAAGAGAAUGCGAGAUGUUGAAAAAGUUGCUUGUGAAAGCGGCUGAGGACAGAGGGCAGCUGGCAGUCCAGUUAGCAAGCGUGGAGGACAAGCUAGAGCACCGAGGUGCCAUGGUUACUAAGUUGGAAUUGGAGCUGCAGUUAGCGUCGUCAACAGCACAGAAACAGAGAGAGGUACUCGAGCAGAAGGUGAAGGCUAUGGCAAGCACUCUGGAAAAGCGGAUGGAGGGAUUGACAGAGGAGAUUUCUGUAAGCGCUCUCGCACUCACUGGCGAGCUGGAAGGAGCAGGCAGCGAUAGCCGAGCUGCGCUGCUGUAUGCUGGAUGGAGCGCAUGGUGGUCCUUGGGUGCACGUGGCAUCUGUGAGUGGGGGAUCGAGGUUACCACGUCAGCAGGCUACGUCAACAGGACACGUCAGCAGGACACGCCAGCAUUGCCACGUCAGCAGCAAGGGAUACCACAUCAGCAGGCACCGGUCUGGUCUAUGCUGUUGCAUUCACAGACAGCAGUCAUGGACCAGAAGGCCGGGAAAACAGACGAGGCCUAUCAGGCCCGCAUGUUAGCCUGUAGUACCGAGACAAAGAAGUGGGCAGAUGACGCUGCCGCAGCAGCCAAGAAAAGGGCAGAGGAUGUCGAGCAGGCACGUCUGCUGGCUGUGCAACAACAGCGCCAGCACGACGAGGCAGCAACAAGGGCUGCCGACAAAGAAAGGACACAGCGUCGUGAGAAGAUAUUCACCGGAGAGCGGGCAUUACUUACCAUGGCAGCAGAAUGGCGAAGCGAGGCCGAGAACAGCCAGUUGGAGGACAACGCAAACAAGAUAGCACUCCUCCUCUCGCAUCUCACGGAUCUCCUGGCAACCUGCAUUACACAACAGGCGGAGAUCCUUGGUCUCGACAACUCGGUAGCUCAGCUCCAAGACCGCCUUCAGCGGGUGGAGCAGCGACCAGUCGCCGCCGACGCAGGCUCUUCCAAUACUGCCGACCGCCUCACCGCAUUGGAGAUGCACGUCGGCUCCCUCCAAGAUGGUGCACAACAGACCGCGACGCAACAAUUGCAGCAGCAGAUCUGCACUAUCGCCACCACCUUGAGUCCGGAGCCGCGCGAGACAACUCCUAAGUUCGAUGGGCGGGAGAUCUUCCACGACUCAAUCAAGACAGAUCCAAUUCCAUGGUUUCGCAAGUUCGAGCUCACGCUGCAGCUCCACAACAUCAAGGAACACAAGCACUACGCCUACUUGUACUCUCGCUCAGGCGGCGCGUGUCAGGCUUGGUUGGACAACCUGUUGUCCAAGUACGGAGUGGUAGCUGACGACUUGCACACCAAGAUCACUUGGGAUGAUCGGAAGGCGGCGUGGCACAAGCGGUUCCAGGUGGAGCCGCCAGAGAUCAAAGCCAUGGACAAGCUCAUGGUCUUUGAGCAAGGCACGCUGCCAAACGCAGGUUUGCCCAUUGAAAGGCAAGGGHMRACAGGGAAACUGAGCACCGCMGAGAGUGACGCGACGACACUCUCGACGCCUUCGGAACUGGUUUCUUCGCGAGURACCAGCCUUCAUUCCGAGGCGCAYGCGGAAGUCGACAGUCCUCCGCUUCUACUUUCUUUUGAGGACUAUGUUGCCCGACUCGUUCCAACGUUGGGUACUCAAGCUCAAGGACAAGGAGUGUGUGCGGUUUCUUCUCCGUCCGGCAACAACGACAUAUCGUCUUCAAGUGGUUCGUCACGGGAUUCGGCGCGCGAGUUCAAGAUAGAGGUUUUGGACCCGCUCAUGUCUGAGGACUUUGCAUGGCUUCCUCUCCCAACCACAGGCUGUUUGCCGGGACCGCAAUGCGCAACACUUAGUGCUCAUCUCCACACUUACCUUUCCUUCUAUACACCACCAACUUUGCCGACGGAUAACGAAGUCGCGGUGGGGGACAUCCUGGCGUACGUUACCAAGGUGGCCCGCGAGUUUCGCACGCAGCGGUACGAUAACAACAAUGCACCGCUCAUGUAUGUUCGCAUCCAGGUUGGGCAAGCGUCCUGCAGCGCUUUGCUGGAUAGCGRCGCGACUCGCAACUUCAUGAGCCAGUCUUUUAUGCAAAGAGCUGGCCUUGGCGCACAAGUUCGGAGAAAGGCAAACCCGACGGCGAUCAAGUUGGUGGAUGGAAAGACGCAGCAACUACUCGACCGUUACAUCGAGGCCGUACCGGUCUACUUCGCACCUCAUGCAUGCGAACCGGUGACAUUCGAUAUUCUCGACAGGGACUUCGACAUCAUUCUGGGAAUGCCUUGGCUUGCAAGUGCGGAUCACACGGUCAAUUUCCAUCGGCGGACUCUUAGCGUUCGCGACGCCUUCAGCGCGGAAGUGGCGUGUACGAUUCCUCUACCGCACUCUUCGAUCCGGUGCCAAGUGGUGACGGCCAAAUCAUUCCGGGUGACUUGUGCUUACGAGCAGCCCGAGGAGAUCGACAUAUGUUUCCUACGGACCGUUGCGGUAGCCGACUCUUCACCCACGGACUUGUCUUCGGACCCCCGUGUGGUACGGUUGCUGGACGAGUUCGCCGACAUCUUCGAGUCACCUACCGGUGUGGUGCCGGUUCGGCCGAUCUCUCACGAGAUCAUUCUUGAGGCCGGUGCCGUGCCGCCGAAAGGUUGCAUCUAUCGAAUGAGCAAGGAGGAGCUUGAGGUACUCCGCGCACAACUUGAUGAUUUGUUGGCCAAGGACUGGAUCCGCCCGAGUAGCUCCCCAUAUGGAGCACCAGUUCUCUUCGUCAGGAAGAAGAACAAGGAUCUACAAUUGUGUAUCGACUACCGCAAGCUCAACGCGCAAACCGUCAAGAAUGCGGGGCCUCUUCCUCGCAUCGACGAUCUUCUUGAGCGACUGGGCGGCACGCAGUAUUUUUCCAAGUUGGAUUUGAAAUCGGGAUAUCAUCAAAUCUCGAUCCAGCCGAACGAUCGCUACAAGACCGCGUUCAAGACGCGGUACGGGCAUUUUGAGUGGGUGGUCAUACCUUUUGGCCUCACCAACGCCUCGGCGACGUUCCAGGCGGCGAUGACCAAUGAGUUCCGUGCAAUGUUGGACCGGUUCGUGCUGGCCUACUUAGACGAUAUUCUCGUCUACAAGCGGACAUUGGAGGAUCAUUUUGGACAUCUUCGACGAGUGUUGGAGACGCUCCGUCGUGCCAAGUACAAGGCCAACCACGACAAGUGCGAAUUUGUCCGGCAAGAUCUGGAAUACUUGAGCCAUUUUGUUACAGCGGAGGGCAACAGUCCGCCAUCGGACAAGAUUCAGGCCGUCCAAGAGUGGUCGGAGCCUCGGAACGUCACGGAUGUCCGCUCGUUUCUCGGUUUUACCGGCUACUAUCAGCGCUUUAUCAAAGGCUACUCCAAGAUCGCGGGCCACUUGAACAAGUUUCAGUGCGAGGAUCGGCCGUUUGACUUCGGAGAGGAGGCGCGAGGAUCAUUCUUUGCUCUCAAAGCCGCGCUAUUGUCUGCGGAGGUCUUGCGGAUAUACGACCCGCUCGCGCCUACACGUGUCACUACGGAUGCGUCAGGCUAUGGCAUUGGUGCAGUCCUCGAGCAACAUGAUGGUGUGGACUGGCACCUGGUCGAAUACUUCAGCAAGAAAGUGCCUCUUGUGCAUUCCAUUGACGAUGCACGCAAGAAGGAGCUCCUCGCCUUCGUCCAUGCGCUCAAGCGGUGGCGGCACUUCCUCCUUGGUCGAAGCCAAUUUCGAUGGGUAACGGACAACAAUCUGUUGGUCUUCUACAAGACCCAAGACAUCGUCAACAGCACCAUCGCUCGAUGGAUGGCUUUCAUUGACCAGUUGACUUCUUUCCCAAUCACAUUCCCGGGAAGUCGAACCGUUUUGCGGAUGCUCUCUCACGGCGUCCGGAUCAUUGUACCGCAGUCUACUCGACCUUCGAGAUUGACGGCGACCUGCGGAACAGCUUCAUCCGCAGCUACCAAGCCGACCCCGAUUUUCGCGACAACUGGGAAAAUGUCGGAUCAGGGGAAUGAGCAGCAGCCACAUGUCGAGGUUGUGGUGAAGGCAGAAGGUGAACAGCCUUCUUCCUCCACUACUCGGACUACUCCCCCUCCACCUUUGACUGCUACUCAGCGGCUGAAGGAGGCAGAAGAACAGCUCAGACUGCAACAGGCCAGAGUGGCUGAAUUGGAACGGUUGGAGGCUGCUGAGCUAGAGGCUGCAACAAAUCACUCCAGAAGGGAGUAUCUGUUGCAGCAGCUAGACAAGUCUCUUGCUGAUGAUCGAUGCUCCCAGGUCACCAAGCACAUGGCUGAGAUGAUCCUGCUGGAGCACAAGAUCACCAGCUCCCAGUUCACAAACUGGGAUGAUCGUUUUGUGCGGCUGGAGCGUCGGGUUGACGAGCUGUCAGCUCAACAGUCCAAGAUCCUGGACUCUAUCCAGGCCUUGUCUGCUCAGCUGGCAACCGCCAAGCUGAUUACUCCUCAGCUCCCUCUGCUGAAACCCAAAACCUCUCCUCCUCCUUCACCACCUCCUUCCCCUCCUACAUCUCAUGGGGGAUCUGUACAUUCUUUCCGGUCAUCUAUUCCUUCCCAAAAGGCCUCAGCAAAGGCCACCUAUGCUGCUGUGACUGCAGCAGACAGAGGUCCCAAGAUCCCUGCUCCCAACAAGUUCAGGGGCGAUGACCCCAAGACUGAUGUUGGGGACUGGGCUGCUGGGACCAGAGCCUACUUGAGGGGCUUUGUCUAUGCUCCCCCUGUUUCCUGUCCUCCUGAGAUACAGCAGGUGGUAGAUCAGCAUGCUGAUCUGAUGCAGGAGCCCUUUGGACUUCCCAACCGGCCAACCAAGCAUCACAUCGAGCUGCUGCCUGGAGCGGUCCUUCCUAAGGGUCGCGUCUACAGGAUGUCCCCUGCUGAGCUUGAGGAGCUCAGAAAGCAGCUUGAGACCCUGACCAGCAAAGGCUGGAUCAGACCCAGCACAUCUGAAUUCGGUGCACCUAUUCUCUUUGUGGCCGAAGGGAACGGCGAGUUCAGGAUGUGCAUUGACUACAGGGGUCUCAACAAGAUCACUAGGAAGAGUACUGAGCCACUUCCUAGGAUCGAUGACCUCCUGGAUAUGGUGCAGGGUUGCACUGUGUUCAACAAAGUCGACCUCAAGUCUGGCUACCACCAGAUUGAGAUGGCAGAGGAGGAUGUCUACAAGACAGCCUUCAAGACCAGGUAUGGGACUUACGAGUUCCUGGUCAUGCCAUUUGGACUUUGCAAUGCCCCAGGCACCUUCCAGAUUGAGAUGCACCGCAUCUUCAGGCCUUACCUAGACAAGUUUAUGGUUAUCUACUUGGAUGAUAUCCUGGUAUUCAGCAAAACUGCCAGGGAACAUGCGGAGCAUUUGGCUCUUGUCCUUCAGUCAUUACGUGAUAGCCAGUAUAAGAUCAACAGAGAGAAGUCAUCCUUUGGAGUUCCCUCUGUCAUCUAUCUGGGUCAUGUAAUCUCUGGAGAUGGCCUGGCUCCUGAAGCAGCCAAGAUUGCUGCUAUUCAGGAGUGGCCUCAGCCCCAGACAGUGAGGGAUGUCCGGUCCUUCAUGGUUCUUCAGCAAGAUGAUGGGAAUGGUCUACGACCUGUAGAGUUUAUGAGUAAGAAGAUCAAGACUCAAAAGCUCCAGGACUCUACCUACGAGAAAGAGCUUUAUGCUCUUGUCUGUGCCCUGAAACAUUGGAAGCACUUUCUCCUGGGCAGGCACUUCAAGAUCUUUUCAGAUCACUCCAUCCUACAGUGGAUGAAGUCCCAGGGAGAGUUGAACGAUAAACUGGCACGGUACUUUCAGUUCAUAGACAUGUUUGACUUUGAACUGAAACAUAAGAAGGGUUGCUACAACAAGGUAGCAUAUGCCCUCUCUCGUAGGCCUGAUUCUUUUGCUCUGGUCUCCUCUACUCACUCCUUUGGAGAGGAGACCCGUCAGACCAUUGCUCGUCUACUGCCUCAGGACGAGACUUUAGGACCCAUUGUCAGGAAUCUGCAAGCAGAUCCUAACUCUGAAUCAGGCUAUGCUCUGAGUUCAGACCUGCUGUACACCUACAGCAGAGAUCAACAGGAUUGGGAUCUUCACCUAGCGAGGGCACAACUCAUGUAUAACAUGUUUGUCCACUCCUCGACAGGGUUCAGUCCCUACCGGUUACAUUGGGGACGUGAACCGCGCCAGCCUCUCGAUGAUAUCAUCGACAAUGCUAAGCCUGAUCUGACGCCAGGCACCGCAGAGUUCGCCAGACGCUAUCGUCUGGAUGUGGAAAGAGCCCGCGCGAACUUGUUCAAGGCCCAAAAGGCCAUGAUUGAACAAGCCAAUCGCCACGGGCGACCUUCCCCCAUCCGUACUGGUGAUCAUGUCUGGGUGGCCAGUUCUGAGCUGUCGAGGGAGGAGGAUAUCUCCCCGAAGCUGCUGCCACGCUACUUGGGUCCGUGGCAGAACAGGGAUGGAGAAAUCGCGUACUUAAGACAGGAGAACGAAGAGAUGGGGAGAGCGUACAAGUCCUUGCGGACAAUGCUGGAAGAGAGUGUCUCUGAACGAGAGAAAUUGGCAGAGGAGUUGAAUGAACAGCAACGACUCUCACAGGAUGCGAAAGACGUCCAAGCAAGGCUUGAAUUGGAGGUGGAAAGUGCAAGGAGGGAGGCUGCUGACAGCGGAGUUGAACUUGCGGAUCUGAAGGCUGAGCUCUGGGCAGUUCGGGAAGCUGCAAAGGGUAGGGCACUUGGGGAGGAUGAGCGGCAAAGCUUGGAACAGGCCCUUAAGGCAGUUUCAGCAUCAGCAUCAACAGCAGCUGGCGAGGCUGCCUCAUGGCAGUCAAAAGCACAAACGCUGGAGAAGGAGCUCCAGUUGCAGGCCAAGGUUCUGGCAGGUACACAAGCUGAAUUGGCACUUGUGAGGCAGCAAGUUCUCAAUGCAGAGGCAGCAAAAGAGGAGGCACAAAAGUUGAAAGAUGCGGCUGAGGGGGCAACGGAGCGCCUGCAGGAGGAGAGUGAGAUCCGGACACGCAGGUUUAAUGCAGCGGUCAAGACUGCCGUCAGCAAAAUCCAAGCUCGCAUUUCCAGGUCAAAAGCACUGGUGGUGUACUGUUUGCGGGUGCAGAGACCUCCCAAGGAAUCUUUUCCGGGUGGAUGGUGGAACGAGUUAACGCACCGCUUCCCGUGGAUAGGAGAGUGUGCCUGGCUUGCGAAACCCACACAAGCAUUAAUGACUUGCGUUAACCCAGGGGUCAUGGACGUGAUAAAAAGUGCAUGGGAUACCGGACGCUUCCCCCAUUUCUUUGAAAUGCUCUGUUUUAGUGACCUCGCUGUUCUCGCGGGAGCAUGGGAUCGGAGUAGGAAUGAGUUCGACGACGAACUAAGGGUCUUGUGGGAAAAGCUUGAGUUGAGAAAACAAGAGUAUGCUAGGGAAUGCAGGGAACUAGGGGGAAGAUCUGCCAGGGUUGAGCAGAUCCUCAUGAGGAUCUGGGGUGUGGAUGACUCGCACUUGGAUGGACGGGUACCCGAACCACGGAUGGGCGGUUCACCUGCCACGAGGGCAAACCAAGUAGCAAAAUGCGAUGAUCUCGCGAUUGAGGCGGAGGAGAAGGAAGAGAUGGAACGGGCAAUCGCCGCCAUUACGGCCGCUAUCAAAGAUUCCCCCCUCACAACCAGCCGGACGAUUGCUAAUGAUCGGGACCAGUACACGGCGUUCGCUCCCUUAGCAUCCACGUAUUGGGUGGAGCAUACAUCCACGGGAUUCCGGCAUGCGAUUUGGAAGAUGGAGACCUUUAACCAUAUCGCACCGAUCUCCAUCAGAGCACUCCAGUUCCUGGGGAAUGUCACAUAUGCGCAGGUAAAGGAGUGUAGGGCACAAGUACUGAAGGGAAAGCUGAAGUUCUCCGGGAGAGUCCCCCGGCUAGACCCUCAGGACCUUAAAUUCCCACCCAUGCGCUCAUUAGAUCCGGAUAAAUGUGGGGAAACAAGCUUGGGGAUGUGGCAGAAAGCUAUUAAACGGCAGGACAGGCUAGACCUUAGGAACUUAAGGAAGAUAUGGAGCGGUGAUGGAACCACUUUCCAUCAGGAAGCUGACAACCCACUGCUCCAAGGCAUCAUCAACUCUGGGCUAAAUCAUAUCCCAUGCAUGGCCCUAGACGUGGACGAGGCGGAGAACGAGGUGGACGGAUUCCUGGACAGGCUCAUGGCGAUGGUAAUGGAACUACGGGGACUCGCGACGUCCACCCAGUCUUUUCUACUGAGGAUAAUUUUGAAGAAGGCGAGGGCGAGGAUGACCAAAUACCAGGAGCAGCACAAACACGUAACCGCAGAGCCAUUGGAACAUCCAACUGUUAAGAGGGAGCUAGAGUUCCUCACCAGCCGCUUCCUCAUCUGUCCGACGGAUAAGGCCGCGAAUACUCCAGCCUUCGUAUGUAAGGACUUCAUACGAAAGCUCGUGUUUCAGAGGUUGUCUGGCCUUGAGUUCGCCAGUAUCGCCGCCUCCCCUGCAUUGGUCAUCGCGCGAAUACAAGGCGAACUUUCAGCUAUGCCCGCGCUUCCGAUUGCACCAGCGUCUCUCCCCUACGUGAUGACGGUGUACAAAGCGCACAAAGGCACGUUCCGCUGGAUUACGAACAUGGCCAAUACGGUUGUCUCCCUGGCAGUGGACCUGUGCGCUUGUCUUCUUCGGUUUCUUCUCCCCCUGGUGCAAACAUUCUGUCAGGAGAGGAGCUUGGAGGUGGAGGAGCAGUAUGGAGUGAACCUGGACCUGUCGUGGUCAGUAGCCUCAGUAGGGGAGUUCUGUGCCAACCUACCUAAGAGGGUCUAUUCCAUCUUCACGGCGGAUGUCACGAGAUGCUUUGAGACCAUUCCCACUGACAACUCAGAGGAUAGUCUACCAGCGGCGGUGAGGUUCUAUGUGCAGAGUGCGAUGCAGGUGCGAAGGAAGAGGAGCGCAAGCCAUGCAAUCCAAAUCAAGGUGGGUGCGGGUGGCAAGUUGUGGCCAUCAUGGACGGAUGGCGAUCAAGCAGGAGAAAUGGGUACUAUGCUGUUCAGAGAAGAGGAUGUCUGCUGGCUUACGGAGUGGUGCAUCGCCAACAGCGUGCUGCGCAUGGGGGACUAUGUAUGGAGACAAGUCAGGGGCAUCCCUAUGGGCUUGGCCUGCUCCCCGAUCUGGUGCGAUAUCUAUUUCUUUAAAUAUGAGUAUCGCGCCAUGAUGAGGCUAGCGGAUACCGGGAAUGCGCAUCUGAUUCCCUACUUCUCGGACACCUUCAGGUACAUCGAUGACCUGGGCGCCAUUAACAACACUAUCAUCAAGAACUUCAUGUGGAAGAAAGAGGACAGGGAGGUGAACGACCCAUGCUGGAUCUAUCCGGACGAGUACAUAGAGAUCAAGGAGAACACCGAGGUUACUGAGGAUGGGUGCGGACGGAGGGCCAAUUUCCUCAGCAUGACCAUUACGAUCACGUCCCCAGUAACGGGGGCAUAUGUCACCUCCAGGCAUGACAUGCGCGCAGGGUUGGGUGAGGUGUAUGGCGGCAUGGAUUUCUUCGCCGACUGGGACUUGGAAGAGGAGCAACCGGAGGUGGAGGAAGUGGUAACAUUCCUGGCAAUCGGCACUUUCCCGGUUUUGCUUUCGUACCUCGACGCCUAAGCACUCCGAGGCCGGGCGAUAUGCAUACCGCCUCUACCUGCCCUGCUGAACCGGCUCCGCCCCGCCUGCCCCCCUCCGUACCAUCGCAAAACGCCGCG
Molecule: messenger RNA, 10776 nt
Organism: Chara braunii
Lineage: Eukaryota; Viridiplantae; Streptophyta; Charophyceae; Charales; Characeae
Source: the annotation of a GenBank genome assembly